Molecule: messenger RNA, 1749 nt
Organism: Histoplasma mississippiense
Lineage: Eukaryota; Fungi; Ascomycota; Eurotiomycetes; Onygenales; Ajellomycetaceae
Exons: 1
Coding region: 1-1749 (582 amino acids)
Biological process (GO): threonyl-tRNA aminoacylation
Cellular component (GO): cytoplasm
Molecular function (GO): ATP binding; threonine-tRNA ligase activity
Source: RefSeq, a predicted model, not a curated record
AUGAGGCCGCCCAACGUCUUUCCAGGGCGAUGGCGCUUUGUUCCCAUCAAUUCCGCAGCUAGUAUCCGACCUCAGUGGAUACAGAAAUACCAUUAUUAUCCCGCUAGCCUCGCCGGAAGCAGAAACUGCUCUUGCACUGCGUCGCAGCUUUCGCAGACCAACGCUGGCCAGCUCCUCAGAAACAACAACAACGACAACGACAACGACAACGACAACCACAAUAAAAGCGAUGCACCUCAUCAUGGCACCUAUUCGCACACACAUACCCUUCCCCCAGCAGACCACAGAGUGGUAGGGACUGAGCAAGAGCUCUUCGUCACCUCCCAAUACAGCCCGGGAUCACCACUAUUCCUCCCUAACGGAACCCAUAUCCUCAACAAACUAACUUCCUUCCUUCGAGCACAAUACACGCAAUACGGCUUCCUCGAGGUCCUGACGCCGAGCAUCUAUAAAAAGUCUCUGUGGAAAGUCUCCGGCCACUGGCAAAACUACAAGGAUGACAUGUAUGAGGUACGGGGGCGGAACGCAACGGGCGAACAAACGGCGGAAACGCAGAUUGGCGAAGACGAAUCAUACGGCCUUAAGCCCAUGAAUUGCCCCGGCCACUGUUUGCUCUUUAAAUCGCAGAAUCACUCCUAUCGCGAGCUGCCUCUCCGCUAUGCGGAUUUCAGCCCUCUGCACCGCAAUGAGAUCUCCGGCUCGUUGAGCGGACUUACCCGCGUCCGCCGCUUCCAUCAGGAUGAUGGCCAUAUCUUCUGCAGGCCGCAGCAGAUUGGCAGUGAGAUUGAGUCCGCGUUGAAGUUUACUGAUACUGUGAUGAGGACGUUUGGAUUUGAGAAUUACCGUCUUGUUCUAUCUACGCGACCGGAGAAGGAUUUCAUUGGCAGUGUUGAGCUGUGGGAUAGUGCGGAGCGGCAGCUAAGGGAUGCUUUGGAGAAAAGCGGCCGGUCAUGGGAACUCAAUCACGGGGAUGGUGCAUUCUACGGGCCGAAGAUUGACAUGCAGAUCCAGGAUUCGGAUGGCAAGUUCCAUCAGCUCUCCACUAUUCAGCUAGAUAUGAACCUGCCACAGAGAUUCGAACUAGAGUACGCUGUUCCAGAGGGUGAGGAGGACUACGAUCCGGAAACCCCGGGGAGAGCAGUGCCGGUCUUGAUCCACCGGGCCAUCUUCGGCUCCCUCGAAAGAUUCUUCGCGCUUCUCAUUGAGAACUAUAAUGGCCGAUGGCCGUUCUGGCUCUCCCCUCGCCAGGGAAUCAUCCUAACCGUUUCGCAGGAUGAGAAACUCCUACAAGCAGCGGAUGAUGCGGCGGCAAAAAUGUCCGGCUAUUGGCGGGUCCUCAGUAGCAGUGGGGAUGCCAACUCAACUCCAGCGCCUCCAAAACCACUAUCACCAGCGCGGACAACAUUUCGUAUCGACCUGGAUACCUCUGCCAGAUCUCUCGGGAAAAAGAUCCGCGAAGCCAAGAAAAUGAAAUAUAAUCUGAUUUUCGUCCUGGGGGAGAAGAAUCUGGUGGAUGGGAGUGUCGAUGUUGAUCUUGGCGGGCAGAUGAUGAUGACGCUUGGGAAGGGAGGGGUGAAUUCUGGGGCAACCAGCCAUCUUCAUCUUCUUGUUGACACGCCUUGCUGGGACGUCACAGGAGUUCCGGAUUUACAUGGUGGAGCUAAUGCCGUGGCGAACGCGAUGAAGAUGAAGAUGAAAGUGGAUGAUGUGUAUAAUUGGUUAUUGCGCCUGGAAACGACAUUCCAUUGA